AUGUCUUCUCCGCAGCAACGGUUAUCUUCUAUCUCUAAGCAGCUGUCCCCCGAGAGCGUGUCGGCGGCCAAGGCUAAGAUUCUCGCAAAGAACCCCGACGAUGUGGUCAUCACAUAUCUCGCCCGUACGCCGCUCACCAAGGCGCGCAAGGGUGGCUUCAAGGACACCACUGUCGAUAACCUCCUGAUCUCCCUCCUCACCGCUGUCCGCGAAAACUCCAAUAUCGACCCCAACCUCGUCGAGGAUGUCUGCGUCGGCAACUGUCUCGCCCAGGGCUCCGCCUACAUCGCCCGCUCCGCCGUCCUGGCCGCCGGUUUCCCAGUGUCCACCGCCGCCUCCGUAUCCAACCGCUUCUGCUCCUCCGGCCUCCUCGCCAUCCAAAACAUCGCCAACCAGAUCAUCGCCGGCUCCAUCGAUGUCGGUAUUGCCGUAGGCGCCGAGAGCAUGAGCACCAACGCCGACGGCGGUGCCCCCAAGAUGGCCGAGGGUAUCAACGAGCACCCCAUCGCUUCGCAGAAUUACAUGCCUAUGGGUCACACUUCCGAGAACGUCGCCUCGCAGUUCGGUAUCACCCGCGAGCAGCAUGAUAAGUUCGCUGCUGGCAGUUACCAGAAGGCUGAGCGGGCGCAGAAGGCUGGUUGGUUCGAGGAUGAGAUCGUGCCUAUCAAGACGCAGAUCAAGGAUCCCAAGACGGGUGAGGUUAAGGAUAUCGUCGUGGAUCGGGAUGAUGGUAUUCGCUACGGCACUACUGCCGAGUCUCUCGGCAAGAUCCGCGCUGCUUUCCCCCAGUGGCAGCCCAGUGCUACCACCGGUGGCAACGCUAGUCAGAUUACCGACGGUGCUGCGGCGCUCGUUCUGAUGAAGCGUUCGCAGGCGCAGAAGCUGGGUCAGCCUAUCGUUGGCAAGUUCUGUGGUGCUACCGUUGCCGGUCUGGAGCCUCGGAUUAUGGGUAUUGGCCCUUCCUUGGCUAUUCCUAAGAUUCUGGGCAAGUUUGGUCUGAGCAAGGAUGAGAUUGAUAUCUUUGAGAUUAACGAGGCUUUUGCUUCUAUGGGUGUUUACUGUGUCGGCAAGCUGGGUCUGGAUGAGAGCAAGGUGAACCCUCGUGGUGGUGCUAUUGCUUUCGGCCACCCCUUGGGUGCUACUGGCGCCCGCCAGGUUGUCACUGCCCUGGCUGAGCUGCGUCGCCAGGAUAAGCGGGUCGCUGUUACCUCGAUGUGUGUUGGAACUGGUAUGGGUAUGGCCGGUAUCUUUGUUUCCGAGCACUAA
Molecule: messenger RNA, 1266 nt
Organism: Penicillium cataractarum
Lineage: Eukaryota; Fungi; Ascomycota; Eurotiomycetes; Eurotiales; Aspergillaceae
Product: putative peroxisomal 3-ketoacyl-coA thiolase (Kat1)
Exons: 6
Coding region: 1-1266 (421 amino acids)
Biological process (GO): fatty acid beta-oxidation; phenylacetate catabolic process
Cellular component (GO): peroxisome
Molecular function (GO): acetyl-CoA C-acyltransferase activity
Source: RefSeq, a predicted model, not a curated record